Molecule: messenger RNA, 1309 nt
Organism: Drosophila takahashii
Lineage: Eukaryota; Metazoa; Arthropoda; Insecta; Diptera; Drosophilidae
Biological process (GO): protein peptidyl-prolyl isomerization
Molecular function (GO): peptidyl-prolyl cis-trans isomerase activity
Source: RefSeq, a predicted model, not a curated record
UAGGUAUUCUUAUUGGAUAUUUAAAAGAAAAUUGAGAUUAAUUACGGUCCCUGCUAAGAAAUAGAAACAGAAUAUAAUAGAUCUCCCAUAAAUAAAGAACUCAAGCAGGCGGACAACUAAGACAAAAAUCAAAUAAAAAUUCACAGUAUUCCAAAACACACCGCCAUAUGAUUUAUAUAUAUAGCCAAAAACAAUUGAUUUCUUAGCCUUAACUCUCUCUUUAUUGGAUAUGUUUGACCCGCAUCGGUUUACCGUGAGUGGUUCCUUCAAUUCCCGAGGAUCCAGUUUUAUGGAGCGCUACCAACGACGCGUGGCUCCGGUUCGCCACAAGUUGUAUUUGCAGCGCCUGAAGCGAGCGGCCAGUUUGGUGGACCAGCGACCGCCGCUGGUGAACACCAAGGCGCAGGGCGGUUUCGAUGUCCUGCAGAAGGACGCCCGCAUCUUCCUGGAGCGGACCAACGAGAAUGUGCGUCUGCUGUUGAAUCUGACGAGGAUUAAGCGAACCGGCGGCACCAUUGACUCGAUGCAGCCGCCCCAUUUCGCCUCCCGAUCGGCGCAUCCACAAAUGCUGCACAGGAUGGAUGCAGUGCAGCAUGAGAAUCUAAUAUUGGGUCGCCGGCUGAUGAGGAUCCUUGGCCGCAAGCAGGCGACUGGCCAGCAGCCCAAGAGGCCAUCGCUGGCGAGCAGCGUGAGGUGUCCCAGUGUGAUGACCAAUCGAUCCGGCCUGGCGGAGAGUGAGGUCUUUAGCAAAUACGAAGGCUGGGAUCUACGCCUGCCCGCCGACAACUACGAGCUGAUGCGGUUGCUCCGCCCAAAGAUUGUUCUCCAUUUCGGGCUGAUGGACGGCCGACCGUUGGGCCAGGUGGUGGUGCAGCUGUACACGGAGGCUGCCCCUUUGGUGGUGCUGCAGUUCGUCCGCACCUGUCUGAGUCAGCGUUCCCAUGAGUUCGCCGUGCGCCGCAUCUUUCCGCAUCUCUGGCUGGAGGCCUACCUCCUGGGCAGCUGUAAGAAGUCGUCGCGGGAUGCACCCUCUUUGCGCGAUCCCAUGGAGUUCGAUACGCGCGUGGUGAAUCACGGACGCCACGGCUACAUUUUCUCCUGCGCCAAGGAGUUCUGCGUCCAUGGUUUCCCCGGUGGUGCCAUUAAUUUCAGCAUCAGUUUCAAGCCCCUGCCGGUGGCCAUUGGUCAGCGUGUGGGCUUCGGACGGGUGAUACGCGGCGACAAGGUCAUCGAGGCCAUGGAAGCGCAUGGCACCAAAAAUGGCAAGAUGAGCCGGCCAUUGGUCAUCACCCACUGCGAUUUGCUAUAG